Molecule: messenger RNA, 663 nt
Organism: Vicia villosa (hairy vetch)
Lineage: Eukaryota; Viridiplantae; Streptophyta; Magnoliopsida; Fabales; Fabaceae
Exons: 1
Coding region: 1-663 (220 amino acids)
Source: RefSeq, a predicted model, not a curated record
AUGGCUUGGAGGUUCAUUGGAACAUAUGGAACAUCUGUUGAUAGGGUGGGUGACUAUUUAAGAAUCGGUGAAACCACGACACUAAAAUGUGUUGAUAAGUUUACAAGGGGUGUGAUUAGUUUAUUUGGGCCACAGUAUUUGCGAAAGCAAAUAAUUGAAGACAUUGAAUGCUUGCUACAGAUGGGGGAGACACGCGGUUUUCCAGGUAUGUUAGGGAGUAUUGAUUGUAUGCAUUGGGUAUGGAAAAAUUGCCUAGUUGCAUUGAAAGGGCAGUAUGUUCGAGGUGAUCAUGGUAAACCCACGGUUAUGCUUGAAGCAGUUGCUUCACAAGACUUAUGGAUUUGGCAUGCUUUCUUUGGGGUAGCAGGUUCAAACAAUGAUAUCAAUGUGCUGAACCAAUCGAAUGUCUUCAACAAUGUUAUGCAAGGGAGAACUCCUGAGGUCCAUUAUUCAAUAAAUCGACACGAAUACGACAUGGGUUAUUAUCUAUCAAAUGACAUUUAUCCUGAAUGGAUUACAUUUGUGAAAAGCAUCCCAAUGCCACAAGGGGAUAAGAGAAAAUUGUUUGCUAAACAUGAAGAAGGUGCAAGAAAGGAUAUCGAACGAGCAUUCGGAGUUCUAAAAUCUUGUUUUGCGAUCAUACGUAACCCAACUCGACCUUGA